Messenger RNA from Auxenochlorella protothecoides, 534 nucleotides. RefSeq lists its product as hypothetical. Bases 1 to 534 code for a protein of 177 amino acids. The record is from RefSeq and is a predicted model, not a curated record. The transcript is spliced from 6 exons. NCBI's taxonomy places the organism in Eukaryota, Viridiplantae, Chlorophyta, Trebouxiophyceae, Chlorellales, Chlorellaceae.
AUGCCCGUCAGCGCUGCAGCCAAGAACGCCCUCGCUAUGGGAACUGCGCUGCGCAACAUCGGCUGGCUCUCCUUCUGGGCACAGCUCACCCUCACAAUCGUGGCCUCUGGAAUCCUCAUCUUCUCCACUGGUAUCAUCUCCCAGAAUCCCACGGAGCUGUCCUUCAUUGAUGUGUGCACGCUGGGGGGCCUGGUGACGAGUAUGAUCUCAACCUUCCUUGCGUGGACUUAUAUCCGGGCAGGACGCAAGCUUGGCCAGCUCAAGGCAUCCAUCGGUGGCCUGGUGGGCAAGACACUGACCUCCGCCUCUGCGGCUGGGUAUGCAUACCGGACCCCCGCACCCCCUCCCGUUGCGCUGGAUGUCUUUUCGAUCCAGGCUAGCACCAACACAUUGAUGGCCCACUUCGUGGCCAUUCUCUUCGGCAACUGGUUGCUGCGGACGGCAAACAAGUUCCUGAAGCAGGAGGAGGAUGCGGCGGUGCAGGACUUUGACUCGCAGUAUGCGCCCACCGCCCCACCCCUCCCCGGCUACUAG